Messenger RNA from Periophthalmus magnuspinnatus, 1728 nucleotides. RefSeq names its product Era-like 12S mitochondrial rRNA chaperone 1 (gene eral1). Lineage: Eukaryota; Metazoa; Chordata; Actinopteri; Gobiiformes; Gobiidae. Gene Ontology annotation, molecular function: GTP binding; ribosomal small subunit binding; rRNA binding. Bases 116 to 1468 code for a protein of 450 amino acids. Gene Ontology annotation, biological process: ribosomal small subunit assembly. Gene Ontology annotation, cellular component: mitochondrial matrix. The record is from RefSeq and is a predicted model, not a curated record. The transcript has 11 exons.
GCUGUUCUUUGGUCAAACAAAAAUGGCCGCGCUCUUCGGGCAAUGUGAACGUAAACAUCAUAAUCUUUAAACGUAUUAAAAUAAUAUAGCCUAAUAUUCGUAUAAUUUAGGAGAAAUGGCUUUGAGAGCGUGUGCCCGGGUGAUCAGGGGCUCCUCGGCAGGACGUCCUAGGAUUGUUUUAGCAAGAACAGAAACGACGUCACGUCUGCUCCAGCCUGGAAAUGCAGUCUGCAGUCCAGGAAGGAUUGAUGGAUAUCUUCUGCCUCCUGCACGGUUCAUUUCAUCUGAUGCACUGUGGAGUCGUCUGAUGAAAGGCAGAUUUGCAGAGUCAGAGAGUGGCUCUGCCCGGCUCCCAGCUUCUGUACCACCAGACAGUGCUCAGCAAAUAUCACUGUUAAUGCGACACCCAGACCAGCCUGGAAAUGCCAAGGUUUUAAAAGUCGCCAUAAUUGGUGCUCCUAAUGCUGGAAAGUCAACAUUGUCUAACCAGCUUCUUGGAAGAAAGCUGUUUGCUGUUUCCAAGAAAGUACAUACAACUCGGACACGUGCGGUGGGUGUUGUAACAGAGGAUGAGACGCAGAUAAUUUUACUGGAUACCCCCGGCCUAACAACCCCUUCCAAAGUCAAAAGACACCAGUUAGAGAAGUCCUUACUCAUAGAUCCUUGGAACACUAUAAAAGAGGCCGACCUUGUGGUUGUUUUGGUGGACGUCUCAGACAGAUGGAUGUGUGGCAGACUGGACUUUGAGGUGCUUAAAUGUCUUGCUCUCCAUCCCAACACCCCAGCUAUACUUGUUCUCAAUAAGGUUGACCUCAUAAAGACCAAGGACAGACUGCUGGACAUCACUACGGAGCUGACGUGUGGUAUUGUAAAUGGACGUAAAAUCCGGGUCAGACCAGUGAUCAGACCUCCAUGGGCUGAAAAACGCCCAGAAACAACACGGCACUUCCCUCCCAAUGAGGACAACUCAGAGGAUCCUGCAGCCUCUGAUCAUGACAAAUCUGCACUGAGUAAAGAGCAGCUGCGAGCGCUGAGCAGUCAGAGAGGCUGGCCCCACUUCAAAGAUGUCUUCAUGCUCUCAUCCCUGGAUGCAGAGGACGUAGACACACUAAAGGGCUACUUCCUGAUGAACGCUAAACCCGGUGAAUGGCAGUAUCACAGUGAGGUUUUAACGGAUCAGUCCCCAGAGCAAAUCUGUAGUAAUAUAAUCAGAGAGAAACUUUUGGAGUAUUUACCUCAGGAAGUGCCAUAUUCUUUGACUCAGAGAGUUGAACUGUGGCAUGAAGGAGAAAAUGGGGAAUUGGAUAUAUCAGUGAGACUUUAUGCAAAGAAAGAGACUCAUGUGAGCAUGGUGAUUGGGACAGCGGGGCAGAUGGUGGCACGCAUGGCCCGAGAAGUGAGUGAGGACCUCAGCCGCAUCUUUCUCACAGAAGUCCGUGUGAAGCUUUCCGUCAAGUUAAAGAAGUAACAGAUUUUUUGAAAAGACAUUUGGAUAAAAGAAUGAACAUAAUAAUUCAGAUGGGAUUUGUGUGUCUAACAACUAACAACACUGAGGAUUGUGAUGAGGAGAAGACUGUAUAAUUUGACUGUGCUACGCGCUGUGGUAUCUGUCACAUAGCAUUUAUAUUAAGGACUUAAUAUCACGCUUGUGUAUUCAAAGGUUACAUCAGCUGUAUGUAAAUAUUUAAUAUCUAUGUUUAAAAUGGUUAUUAAAGAAGACACAUUAUG